AGCCGAGCACCGCGCUUGGAGCAUUCCGUGGAACAUCCCUGGCUUCCUGCCCUUCUCCUACACCUGGUUUGCAAAUUCAUCAAGAGGAUUCAGGAGGAAGAGACCAGCACCAUGGGCACAGGGCUCAGAGCAUACUCACACACCUUCAAAGCCAAGACCUGUGCUGCCCUGCUGGAUAUGCUCAUAGAGGAGGGGUUUUGCAAUCCAAAGCAAAUAAGCAGCCUGUGGCCCAGGGUUUGAUCCUCCCAGGAAAUGCUUGGCCUCCCAAGCCACGUCCGCUGGUCACUGGAAGCCUUUGAGGCCAUGGCAGUGUGGUGGGAAGGGAAGCACUUCUCUGGGGAAGCUGGGGACAUUCCUCCCUCUGGCAGCUUUCCAAGUCUCCCCGUGCCUUCUCCAACUGCCCGCCAUGGUGAGGUACAUCCACCAGUGGCUCAUGGACAAUCAGUUUGCUGAGCACAGGCUGAACAGGGCCCUGCUGGAUCUCACCGAAGAACAGCCUGCUGAUGUAGUAAUGACACUCCUGUGUGUGGCCCCAUCCUGUGACAGAGCUGCUUUCACCAUGUGGAAGAGCAUCAUGUGCUCGCCCAGGACUGCCGAGCCAGUGCAGCUGAUACUCCUCGAUGUGCUGGGGAGUUGGCCAGAGCACAGCACGUUCACCUCUGAUGGGGGCAAAACGGGUGCCUUCGUCCUGGCUGCAACUGUGGUGAUGUGGAAGAUCCUCCAGGUGCCCUGUGUCCCACAGAUGGUGACGGUGUAUUUCCCCCACCUACUUGUGCAUCUGCUCUUCCAAGUGUUCUUCAGCACUCUGGAUAUGCCAGAGGAGGUCGAUACCUUCUGGAAGGGAUGCCAGCAGCAAUACAGCCUUGCCACCAGCCCCAACAGGUUUGCAGUGCGGACCCUGAAGUCCCUGCUCUGCCAAAUGCAGCACGAGGCUGUGGUGCUGGCAAUGGAACGCAAGCGUGGCUGGGACACGCUGCUGUGUGCUGACACCCACCACUAUGCCGUGGGUCUGCUGGCCAGGGAGAUAUCCCGUGUCUCCAUCCCCUUGUGCUCCCACAUCGCUCGCUACCUGCUCCGGCUGCUCAGCACACAGGAGCCACGCUGGGAGCUGCCCGCCCUGGCGUUCCUUGUGGAGGUCCUCGAGUGCCUGAACUUGAGUGGAGGCGGUGCUAACAGAGUCCUGCAAAUCUUGUCAAGGCACCUGCGGAGCAAGUGCAGGGACAGGCAUCGCCUGGCGCUCAAGGCCCUUCUCAAGCUCAAUGACAAUCCCUCGAUGGACAAUAGCCAGGUGCAGCUGCUCUCCAUACUGCUCUUCCAAACAUUGGUGUCUCUUCCACUGGAAAAGGACAAAAAGGCCCUGAAGACACACGUGCGCCAGAGCCUUCUGCCACUCUUCUUCCACUGCCAUGAUGAGGAUGGGCGUGUGGCACAGGCUUCUCAGGAAACGCUGCUUUGUGUGGCUCAGUUCCUGAAGAGGAGGGAUCUGGAAAAAGUGGUGAAGAACAAGAAGCUGUGGAAGUUCACUGAGUGCCUGCUGGCAGACCACAGCAGCAGAGCGGCCGAGCACCUGCGCCAGGCCAUGCCCUACCUGGAGAGCCCACAGGAGCCCCUGCGAGAGGCGGCCAUCAGGUUCCUGGGGAUGGCCGGGCGGCAGCUGAGGGGGAAGAAGGAAGAGCUCCAGCUCAUCUGUGAGGCCCUUGAAGGCAUGGCAAAUGACAUCAGCGUCGCCGUUGGAAGCCUGGCAAUUCAAACGUUGUACGUCCUCCAGGCAGUAGAGAGAGCUGGAUAUUCCAUCUUGGACAGCCUGCAUGAUCAGCUCCGCAGGGCAUGGAGGACACGGCCUCGUCUGUUGGGGCUCGGCUGGCUGCGCUGCUGGAGCUCUGCAGAGAGCUGAUCCCAGAGGCUCUGUCUGCUGGGGCCACCUGAGCCAGCAAGAAUGUUUCAUUUGUUUAAGGUUGUUCUUUCCUUCUUUUGGCUUUUCUUUAGGAUAUAAAUAUAGGAUGUGUUAUAAUAGA
Vidua chalybeata is the source of this 2015-nucleotide messenger RNA. RefSeq lists its product as uncharacterized. The transcript is spliced from 11 exons. The coding region runs from base 407 to 1894 and encodes 495 amino acids. Gene Ontology annotation, cellular component: cytoplasm. The record is from RefSeq and is a predicted model, not a curated record. NCBI's taxonomy places the organism in Eukaryota, Metazoa, Chordata, Aves, Passeriformes, Viduidae.